This is a messenger RNA of Alosa sapidissima (American shad), 1144 nucleotides long. RefSeq names its product intraflagellar transport 22 homolog (Chlamydomonas) (gene ift22). Lineage: Eukaryota; Metazoa; Chordata; Actinopteri; Clupeiformes; Clupeidae. Gene Ontology annotation, molecular function: GTPase activity. Gene Ontology annotation, biological process: intracellular protein transport. The record is from RefSeq and is a predicted model, not a curated record. Bases 386 to 967 code for a protein of 193 amino acids. Gene Ontology annotation, cellular component: endomembrane system. The transcript has 6 exons.
CUGCUUAGCAACGAUGCUGUUGACGUUCCUAGCAAGUCAACUUAGCUUGCUCGAGCGUUAGCCAAAGCUGACACCUUUAUAUGUGUUAUUCAGCUUUAACCUAUUUAUUUUAAUUGGACAUCAUCGAUAUAUAUUGUCUUAUUUUUGUUAGCUUAAUUAUUUGUCUCAUUCUGUGCAUAUCCAGGGAAUUCCUUUACGAGGUUGUCGGAAGAGAAGUGUGUCGUUGUAGCUAGCACGUAGGUCUGUUGACAUAGCAUAGCAUAGUUGACAUUCUAAACUUUAUCGAUACAACGCAUAGCCUCUAGCUCUAGACUGUAAAAGAUACAACGUUGCGGGUUCCCAUAGAAUAAUGCUAGUCGCCUAGGUUUCUUUUUUUACACAAAAAAUGUUCAAGACAAAGAUUCUUAUUAUCGGUCCAAGUGAGAGUGGAAAGACUGUAUUAGCCAAUUUCUUAUCGGACACAGUGGAGACUAUUGGGGGCGAUUACAGUCCAACACAAGGUGUCAGGAUACUUGAGUUUGAAUCACAGAACCAUGGAAGCGGAGACAGAGACUCCUCUUGUGAGGUGGAAUUGUGGGACUGUGGAGGAGACUUCAAGUUCGAGUCUUGUUGGCCUGCGCUGAUGAAGGAUUCCAAUGGGACUUCGGGAGAAUCAGUGCCUUUUACUUGUCCAUCACAAGCCUGGAAGCAGUGCGAAUGCUUCUCCUCCACCACUGGGGACAUGCAUCUACUUAACACCAUAAUCAAAAAUUGUGUUUGGAGAAUGUUGUCUUCAGAUAGCAAAUGCAAAAAUUGUGAUGCUGGCGUUUUGUGUGCAGCACCAAAUCUAAGCAAGCUGCAACUCAUUCACUCUAAUUUGGAAGAGGACCCUGAGGAUGUGCGGCAGGAGUUUCGCCGAUUUUUGGGGGGUGUUGUGAAGACGAUGUCUGAAAACCGAGACAAUUUGGAAAUGUCAAUCUUCACCUGAACACUUAUGGUCAUGUCUUGUUAAUACCAUGGAGUUAACUGCUCAUACUUAUCACACCUGGAAACGGUUUUGAAACUUGUUUUCCCUUAGGAUCUGUACAUAGAUAUGCACAUAAAUUGUUACUUGUAAAAUAUUGCUUUUUAUCAGUGAAUGUUCAAUAAACUAUUCUCUACAAAA